AUGGUUAUGGUCCUUAGUCAUCCACCCACCGCUCGUCAGUCGUCUUCAUCAGGGCUGUCGUGGUAUUCUUCCAGUGCCGGAGAGAUCAGAAUCAUUCUUUUGCGAACCACGCACAAUAAAGCCAGCACAUGUCCUGUAGCACUUCUUCUGCGCAUGCCCUUCCCCUUUCACGGAAAAGCAUCUCCUGCGCUGCUUGCAGAUCAAGUGCUUCAGCGUGUGAGGAAGGGGCAUAGCCGGAUCUCAGGUAACGUUUAG
Molecule: messenger RNA, 255 nt
Organism: Pseudocercospora fijiensis CIRAD86
Lineage: Eukaryota; Fungi; Ascomycota; Dothideomycetes; Mycosphaerellales; Mycosphaerellaceae
Exons: 4
Coding region: 1-255 (84 amino acids)
Source: RefSeq, a predicted model, not a curated record